AUUAAAAAUGCAAAAUAGUAGUCCAUUGUUUUUUAUCUUAAAAAUUUUAAGUGUCCCUUUUUCCAUUGAAAUUGGAUCAAUUUCUUCACCCUCCCCUUCUACAUUACCUACUUGGUUGAUUCAUUUCUCCGUUAAUUCUUUUUUUUUUUGGAAGGAAUUAGGAGAAAUGAAAAUCAAGAUUCAAGAACUUUUGUUGGUUUUUUCUUUGCAAGGUAUAAAAGAAUUGUCUUGCUAAAACCAAAUCGGAGGGAAUAGGGAAGAAUUUGAUCAAUUCUUUUUCAGUUGAAAGAGCUACAAGAAAAAUGAGGAAAACUCACUUGAAAUCCUCUAGGAGUUCUGUGAAUGAAACGUUAUCCGGCAAAUAUGAUGAUUCAGAGGGCUUGGCCACCAUUCUUAGAAGUGCUACUAUGCAUCCAGGGGUCAGCAAGCAGAAGUUGAUUGCUGAAGAUAUACUUAGAUAUGGCAAUGUAAACAUUUCAGCAGAAGUAUUCACAUUCCGCGAGUUGGCUCAUGCGACAGACAACUUCAAUCCUGAGCUUCUAGUUGGUGAAGGAGGAUUUGGAAGGGUCUAUAAGGGACACCUCAAAACAACUGACAAAGUUGUUGCUGUCAAACAACUUGACAGGAAUGGAGUUCAAGGAAACAGGGAAUUUCUUGCAGAAGUCUUGACUUUAAGUCUUGUUAGCCAUCCUAAUCUUGUCAAUCUGAUAGGAUAUUGUGCUGAUGGCAACCAAAGAAUUCUUGUCUACGAAUUCAUGGAGAAUGGAUCUUUAGAAGAUCAUCUUCUUGAUUUGCCAUCAAACAUGAAGCCAUUGGAUUGGUAUACCAGAAUGAAGAUAGCUAAAGGCGCAGCGCAAGGACUAGAAUACUUGCAUGAUAUCGCCAAUCCUAAGAUAAUCUAUCGUGACUUCAAAGCAUCCAACGUAUUAUUAGAUGGGUUCCUUAAUCCAAAGCUUUCAGAUUUUGGGCUUGCAAAGUUAGGUCCAGCGGAAGGCGAGGAUCACGUUUCUACAAGGGUUAUGGGGACCUAUGGAUACUGUGCACCAGAGUAUGCUAUGACAGGACAGCUGACAUCUAAAUCUGAUGUAUAUAGUUUUGGAGUUGUUCUGUUGGAAAUUAUUUCAGGGAGAAGAGCUAUUGAUAAUACAAGACCACCAGGGGAGCAAAACUUGAUUUCUUGGGCCAGACCACUUUUUAAAGACAAGAACAAGCUCACUGAAAUGGCUGACCCAUUGCUCGGAGGAAAUUACCCUGUAAAGGAAUUUCGUCAAGCUCUUGCGAUUGCAAAUAUGUGUCUCCAAGACGAAGCCAACACGAGACCUCUGAUUUGUGAUGUUGUUACAGCUCUUGAGUACUUAGCCGUGCCGAGAGAUGAUGAAGAUACAGUUAGCACAUCAGAACCAGAGGAUAGUACUGAUGAGUUGUGUCUCAAGGACUUAACAACGGAGGACUUAGCAACAGAAACUAAUUGUGUCAUAAGAUGAAGUACUCUUUUUUCCUGUUUUACCAUUUUUUUCUCCAGCCAAGAAAAGCAGAAAAAAGACAGCCUUUUUAGCUUUUGCUGAUUGUAGACUUCUGUACUUUUUGAUGUUUGAGAAAUAUAAAAGAUUUUUUUGAGUUUUUGACAAGAAA
Messenger RNA from Capsicum annuum, 1632 nucleotides. Its product is annotated as probable serine/threonine-protein kinase PBL23. Gene Ontology annotation, molecular function: protein kinase activity; ATP binding. Lineage: Eukaryota; Viridiplantae; Streptophyta; Magnoliopsida; Solanales; Solanaceae. Gene Ontology annotation, biological process: protein phosphorylation. The transcript has 5 exons. The record is from RefSeq and is a predicted model, not a curated record. The coding region runs from base 303 to 1484 and encodes 393 amino acids.